Molecule: messenger RNA, 684 nt
Organism: Hansenula ciferrii
Lineage: Eukaryota; Fungi; Ascomycota; Saccharomycetes; Phaffomycetales; Wickerhamomycetaceae
Exons: 1
Coding region: 1-684 (227 amino acids)
Source: RefSeq, a predicted model, not a curated record
AUGAAGAGUGGUAAACAAUAUAAACUUUAUGCAGAUGAUGAAGAGAAAUUAAUGGAUUUUGCUGAAAGUUAUAAGAAAGAAGUUUCAGUAUAUCUUGGAGAUGAAACUGAUGAUGAAUUUAUAGAAGGUGAAUUAAUUGAAGAAGAUUAUAAACAUAAAGGCUCGAGAAGUAAUUUAAAAAAAUGGAAAAGUUUGGUAUUGAAUAUAAUGAUUGUGUUGGGUGUUAUAUUAUUAAUUUGUAUAACUAUUGAUAGAUCAGAUCAAUUGGGUAAUAUAAAGAAUUUACUUUGGGAAUAUGAAUUACUUGAUGAUUAUGAAAUUGAUCUUGAUGAUAAUUUUGAUUUCCCAGAAUGGAUACCUUCAAAUAUUAUUGAAGAAAGUAUUAUUGAAAAUUUUGAUAAUUUUAUGAAGCAAUUUACUGAUGAAACAAAUAAUGAUAAAUUAGUUAUUGAUUCUAAUUCACCUAAUAAUAAUGAAGAGGUAAAGGGGAAAGAACAAAAAUUUGGACAAAUAUUAGUAAAUGAAGUUAAAGAAUAUGAACAAGAUAAAGAUAAAGUUGAUUAUGAAUUCACAAAACAACCAAGAACUCUUAAAAGUUUAUAUGAAGAAUCUGAUACAAAUAUUGAUUUAAAAGUUGAGUAUAAAGAUCGUACGGAUUAUCCAGAACUUGAUCAAACAAAAUGA